GACUUGGCCACGGGGCUCAUGACCUUCACGGCCAACGGCAAGGAGAUCAACACCUUCUUCCAGGUGGAGCCCAACACGAAGCUGUUCCCGGCCGUGUUCGUGCUGCCCACCACCCAAAACGUGCUCCAGUUCGAGCUGGGAAAGCUCAAGAACAUCAUGCCCAUCUCGGCCGCCAUGUUCAGCAGCGAGAGGCAGAACCCGGCCCCCCAGUGCCCCCCCCCGGCUGGUGAUCCAGCACCUGACCCCCGUCACCUGGAGCCGGAUGCCCACCCAGUACCUGGGCGUGGAGAGCUCCCGCCUGGGCGAGCGCCAGGGCUGGGCCGUCCAGUGCAACGAGCCCCUGCAGAUGAUGGCCCUGCACAUCCCCGAGGAGGACAGGUGCAUCGACAUCCUGGAGCUGUGGGAGCGUGAGGAUCUGCUGCAGUUCCAGUGCCACACUCUCCGCCUGUACUGCGCCGUGUGCGCCCUGGGCAACAACCGCGUGG
Messenger RNA from Neopelma chrysocephalum (saffron-crested tyrant-manakin), 485 nucleotides. Its product is annotated as ryanodine receptor 1-like. Gene Ontology annotation, cellular component: Z disc; calcium channel complex; sarcolemma. Lineage: Eukaryota; Metazoa; Chordata; Aves; Passeriformes; Pipridae. The record is from RefSeq and is a predicted model, not a curated record. Gene Ontology annotation, biological process: calcium ion transport. Bases 19 to 411 code for a protein of 130 amino acids. The transcript has 4 exons. Gene Ontology annotation, molecular function: ryanodine-sensitive calcium-release channel activity.